Molecule: messenger RNA, 342 nt
Organism: Trypanosoma cruzi
Lineage: Eukaryota; Euglenozoa; Kinetoplastea; Trypanosomatida; Trypanosomatidae
Product: dynein light chain, putative
Exons: 1
Coding region: 1-342 (113 amino acids)
Biological process (GO): microtubule-based process
Cellular component (GO): dynein complex
Molecular function (GO): dynein light intermediate chain binding; dynein intermediate chain binding
Source: RefSeq, a predicted model, not a curated record
AUGACAACAUCGAAUGCCAAAGAAGCGGAGGGUCCUUGCAACUUCAACUACGUUAGACAAUAUGUCUCCACGUUGAACUACCCGCUGGAAAAGAUGAGUGACAUGACGGAGGAGAUGCGGGCGGAGUGCAAGGAAAUUGUAGUGAACGCGAUUGAAAAGCAUGAGGACAGCUACGAACAUGCAGCCAAGCACAUCAAGGAGCAGAUGGAUAAGAAGUACGGCACGUCGUGGCACUGUGUGAUUGGAGAGGGGUUUGGUUUUGAAAUCACAUACGAGAUGAAGCACCUCAUGUACAUGUUUCACAGGGGCUACAUGGCGAUAGUCGUCUUUAAGGGCCUUUAG